UCAACACAAUUACAACAACAACAGGUGUGCGCACACCAGUCCGCACCCGGGCCGUGUACAUACAAUGUACGGUGUAUGUUUGUCUGUGCAGCGAUAGAAUAUUUUGGCGUCAUUGGAGCUAUAAGAUGGCGCCUGCUUAGUAACGCCAUGAUAUUUUAUACGCAGUGACGAACGCUUACAAAUUGGUUAUUUUCUGCUUGUGGUAUUCAGGUUGAGCACCUGAAUAUAAUUAUGCAAUCGGUAUGAGACGUUCAGGAACUGCAUUUGUUGCACUCGUGCUUUCUUUUCUGUAUAUAGCAUGUUUAGCGGAAGCAAAUGUAAUAAGUUUGGGGAGUAUGCUUGGAUGGCUAGAUCCGAAGCUUAAUUCUAUCUUUGGAGCUUACGGCAGAUUCAAUAGAUAUGGAUGUUACUGUGGUAUUGGUGGCUCAGGAUUACCAGUGGAUCAAAUCGACUGCUGUUGUCAGCUACAUGAUGCAUGUUAUGACAGCUUAACAGACGACGGGACAUGUACAAGGGGAGGAACAUUUAGCCAUCUUUAUCAAUAUACUAAAUACAAAGAAGAUGGAAGACCACAAAUCAAAUGUAAGGAAUCUGACGACCCUUGUGCUUACAAGCUGUGUCAAUGCGAUAGAAAGGUGGCAGUUUGUCUUUCUACACACGAAUCCAAGUACAAUAUGAAGUACAAGAACUACGAUCGGAAUACUAAAUGCGAGAAGAAAAAAUGGAUGCAGGCAGACUUCUGUCAAAUACCAUAACAUCUUCGGGCAAUGUUACUGUCCAAACUGAAUUCCAAUAAUACCAACAUCAUGAUCAGCUCGACUUCAUUAACCUCCAUUGUUGUUAAUAAUAAUAAUAUUUAGCUUUUAUAUAGC
Molecule: messenger RNA, 872 nt
Organism: Strongylocentrotus purpuratus (purple sea urchin)
Lineage: Eukaryota; Metazoa; Echinodermata; Echinoidea; Camarodonta; Strongylocentrotidae
Product: phospholipase A2
Exons: 5
Coding region: 243-755 (170 amino acids)
Biological process (GO): arachidonate secretion; phospholipid metabolic process; lipid catabolic process
Molecular function (GO): calcium ion binding; phospholipid binding
Source: RefSeq, a predicted model, not a curated record